This is a messenger RNA of Vigna umbellata (rice bean), 3299 nucleotides long. The record is from RefSeq and is a predicted model, not a curated record. Lineage: Eukaryota; Viridiplantae; Streptophyta; Magnoliopsida; Fabales; Fabaceae.
AUGGGUCCUCUAACGCCCACACCCAUGAUGGACAUCAUCAAUGAUCUCAUUGAAGAGGCCAAGCUCCGUCUUCUCUGGUGGGCUCUUUGUAUAUUCGCCAUUUCCUAUUUCUUCACUCAUACAAGUAAAUCUAUGUGGAUGAAUCUUCCCAUGUCCAUUCUGUUUGUUGCUGCUCUGCGCAUUCUUUUGAACAAGGUGGAAUUCCGUUGGAAGGUUCAGCCACCAAGAUUACAAACUUAUUUAUCUCAUUUGGAGAAAAAUCAGCUGCCUCUGAAUGAUGAACGACUCUCUUCUUCACCUCCCCCUCCCAAAUGGAAGAAGAUUGACUCUCCUGUUGUGGAGGCUGCCUUGAAUGAUUUCAUUGAUCUGAUUUUGAAGGAUUUCGUGAUAAAUAUGUGGUAUUCAGACCUUACUCCAGAUAUGGAGUUUCCUGAGCUGAUACGAGACUUAAUCAUGGACGCUAUUUCUGAAGUGUCAGUGAGGGUUAAAGAGAUAAACCUUGUUGACUUGCUCAUGAGGGACAUAGUUGAUUUAGUAGGGGAUCAUAUAGACCUUUUCAGAAGAAAUCAAGAUGCUAUCGGUGUUGAUGUCAUGUUAACCUUAUCUUCUGAGGAGAGGGAUGAAAGAUUGAAGUUUCAUCUGUUGAAUUCUAAGGAGCUUCAUCCAGCUCUAAUAUCUCCAGAGAGUGAGUACAAGGUUCUCCAGAGGCUAACGAGUGGAUUAUUAGCUACGGUACUGAGAAAACGAGAAGUUCAAUGUCCUGUCAUUCGAUGUAUAGCUCGGGAACUUUUAACUUGUUUGAUAUUGCAACCGAUCAUGAACUUGGCAAGCCCUGCAAAUGCAUUUCUCUUAAUGAUCAGGUAUAUCAAUGAGCUGAUUGAAUCCCUUCUACUUGUCCUUAAUGAUGAUGGUAUAAAUUGGAUGGGGGUCUGUGAACAUUCAGCCAAUACAACUCAUAAUCAUGGCCAUUCUGGUACUGGGGGUGGACAUGAUAAUCAGACAGCCUCUGCUGAUUGGGCACAAAUGCUGGAGGCUGCAACUCAGAGAAGAACUGAAGUUCUUAUGCCUGAGAAUCUGGAGAACAUGUGGGCAAGAGGAAGGAAUUAUAGACGAAAACAGCAUAAAAGUACCAAAACCGGCUCUCAGGACCCUUCUGUGAAGUGUCCUGCUAUUGAUGCAAUUCCAGAAGGAAUGUGUGCAAUGCAUUAUGUGGGUUCAGAUCCACACCUAAAUGUUGUAGGCACAAAUAGGUCAGAGUCUUCACCAGAUCCUGACAAGGAACUCUGUUCUGAAGUAGACCAUCAUGUUGAUGAGGGGAAGGAUAUCAGGGAUAUCCCUUCUAAAAAAUUUAAAGAUCUAAAGAGAUCCAACAGUGCUUCUCUCCUGGGAAAUCAACCUCUUCUUAAGGUAAGCUCCCCAAGGUCAGAGGUCCACAACCCUGAAUCCGAGAAACAUGGUGAGGGAUAUAGGGGAAAGAGUGGUUCUGAAAUGGUUAUGAGAAGAGACGGACAUUUUCUUCCAAAGCUUCGGUGCCGGGUUAUGGGAGCAUAUUUUGAGAAACUAGGAUCCACUUCUUUUGCUGUAUAUUCAAUUGCAGUGACUGAUGGUGUAGAGAAAACUUGGUUUGUUAGAAGAAGAUACAGGAAUUUUGAGCGAUUGCAUCGACAUCUAAAAGAUAUUCCCAAUUAUUUGCUACAUUUGCCUCCUAAAAGGAUAUUUUCCUCAAGCAUAGACGAUGCAUUUGUCUAUCAGCGUUGCAUUCAGUUUGAUAAAUAUCUCCAGGAUCUCCUAUCAAUAGCUAAUAUUGCUGAACAACAUGAGGUGUGGGACUUUUUGAGUGUUUCCUCAAAGAACUACUCCUUUGGGAAAUCUUCUUCAAUGAUGAGGACCCUGGCAGUCAAUGUAGAUGAUGCUGUGGAUGAUAUUGUACGGCAGUUUAAAGGUGUUUCAGAUGGUUUAAUUCGAAAAGUUGUUGGUUCAUCAUCCCCUACUACUGAAAUUUCUUCCACGUCGACCAAUCAAAACAUGUCCUGGAGCAUGGAUGAGAUGGAUAAAAGUGUUCCAAGGCAGACUACUGCAGAGUCCGUGUUAAGCUCUGAUAAUGAGGAAGGUGAAAAGGAAGUUAAUUUUGGUCAUGAAAAUAUUGAUAAAGAAGCAGAAGAUAAUGAGUCGAAUUCUGACAAUGAAUUUAGCUUAAAGGAAGAUUCACAACUGCUAACAAACCAUGGUAAUGAAUGUACUAACUUGGAUCUAGAUAGAAAACAUGAUGUAGCAAUGGAAGCUAAGGUUGGAAAGGAUGUUUCAGCUACAACUUUCAAUCCAAUUCCUGAUAAUAUGGAGGAUCCAGUUGGAGUUCCACCAGAGUGGACCCCACCUAAUGUGACUGUCCCUAUUUUGAAUUUGGUUGACAAUGUAUUUCAGCUUAAGAAAAGAGGCUGGUUAAGAAGACAGGUCUUUUGGAUUUCAAAACAGAUAUUACAGGUGGUGAUGGAAGAUGCUAUUGAUGAUUGGAUCCUAAGUGAGAUUCAUUGGCUUCGCAGAGAGGACACCAUUGCCCAAGGGAUUCGGUGGGUCCAAGAUAUCCUCUGGCCUGGUGGUACAUUUUUUUUAAGAAUACAGACCCCUCAGGUGUUCAUUGGUGGCAGUGCAUAUGAUCAAAAGCCUUUACCAAGCAUAAGUGAAUCUGGCGGAAGCAAGAUGACCAAAUCACAGUCAGGAUCUUUUGAGCUACAGCUUGAGGCUAUUCGUAGAGCAAGUGAUUUGAAGAAACUUCUCUUUGAUGGAGCUCCAGCAGCUUUAGUUGGCUUAAUUGGUCAGAAGCAGUACAAACGUUGUGCCAGUGAUAUAUAUUACUUUACUCAGUCUUCUAUAUGUGUGAAGCAACUUGCUUAUGCAAUACUUGAACUUCUACUUAUUUCCAUCUUUCCUGAGUUGCGGAGUGUUGUCAUUAGUGUUCAUGAGAACAACCUGUAUAGAGUUCCUUAACAGCCAUCAACUUAUGUUCAAGAUCUGUUCAUGAGAUUGUCAUGGCUAGGAGUCAUUUUAAAAGCAUGAACAAGAGUCAUAGUUGAUGGAUUUUUCUUCCCACUUGGUAGAUUAGGGAAUAUUUGUGUAAACAUAGUGUGUGUACAAAAGCAUUCUUUUUUGUGGAAAACUCACUAUGCUUUCUCAGUGCAUGACUCAUUCCACAGAGAUUUUGUAUGUCACAGAAUCAUGAAAUGUAGUGGUGAAGAUUAGAUCAUUCCAUGCUGGUUUUUUAUGUUACAAGAAAUAAAGAUACAAAAUACGUACAUAAUAAG